This is a messenger RNA of Cucurbita maxima (winter squash), 1130 nucleotides long. Its product is annotated as proteasome subunit alpha type-4. Gene Ontology annotation, biological process: ubiquitin-dependent protein catabolic process. Gene Ontology annotation, cellular component: proteasome core complex; cytosol; proteasome core complex, alpha-subunit complex. The record is from RefSeq and is a predicted model, not a curated record. The coding region runs from base 155 to 907 and encodes 250 amino acids. The transcript is spliced from 2 exons. Lineage: Eukaryota; Viridiplantae; Streptophyta; Magnoliopsida; Cucurbitales; Cucurbitaceae.
AGAAGCCGGUAGCUUUGUCGCUGAACUUGCUGAAGUACAAAUCUGCUCUGCUCUGUAACAACAUCAGCGAUCUGAGCGAGCGAGCGGCCUGGCUGGCUAGUGUUUUCUUCAACUUGUUGCUGUUCCUGAACUUCGUUUCCAGGAUAUCAAAAACAUGUCUAGGCGAUAUGAUAGCCGAACAACAAUCUUCUCUCCAGAAGGUCGUCUUUACCAGGUUGAAUAUGCAAUGGAGGCAAUAGGAAAUGCAGGCUCUGCAAUUGGGAUAUUGUCUAAAGAUGGAGUUGUCUUGAUUGGUGAGAAGAAGGUCACUUCCAAACUCCUGCAGACCUCAACUUCCACGGAGAAGAUGUACAAAAUUGAUGAUCAUGUUGCAUGUGCUGUGGCUGGAAUAAUGUCUGAUGCAAACAUAUUAAUCAACACAGCAAGAGUUCAAGCCCAGCGAUACACUUAUGCUUACCAAGAGCCAAUGCCCGUUGAGCAACUGGUUCAAUCUCUCUGUGAUACAAAGCAAGGCUACACUCAGUUUGGUGGUCUACGGCCCUUUGGCGUUUCUUUUCUGUUUGCUGGAUGGGAUAAAAAUUAUGGCUUUCAAUUAUACAUGAGUGACCCAAGUGGAAACUAUAGCGGUUGGAAGGCUGCUGCAAUCGGUGCAAACAACCAGGCAGCACAGUCGAUGCUCAAACAGGAUUACAAGGAUGAUAUCACCAGGGAAGAAGCCAUCCAGCUUGCACUUAAGGUGCUCAGCAAAACCAUGGACAGCACAAGUCUGACUUCAGAUAAGCUUGAAUUAGCUGAGGUUGUCCUUUCACCCUCUGGAAAUGUCAAGUAUCAAGUUCGCUCGCCCGAGUCCCUAAGCAAGUUGUUGGUGAAGUCUGGUUUGACUCAACCGGCUGCUGAGGCUUCCUAAAGAUGCUGGAUUACUUGUCACUUGGUCUAACGCAUUUCAUCUUCAUCAUAUGACCUGAAGUGAACACUGGUGUUUGGAUAUGUCGUUAGAUUGUUGGUUUUAUUAAUGUGCACUCUAUAAAGUUUAUAUUUACUCGUGUUAGAAACGCUGGUAAUUAUCCUUACUAUGUGCAACUAUCAAGUCAAGUUAUUACAUUGCAAUUAUUUUUAUCUUUUUGUUUGAC